This is a messenger RNA of Rotaria sordida, 2541 nucleotides long. Lineage: Eukaryota; Metazoa; Rotifera; Eurotatoria; Philodinida; Philodinidae. The record is from the annotation of a GenBank genome assembly.
AUGGCAUCGAAUGAUAACCAAUCUUCUGUACCAAAUGAAGGAACUAAUCAGAAUUCAUUCGAUCGAAAAGAACAUUUAUAUACUAAUCAUUUUAUAUGUUCCCUUCAUGAUAAUAUUUUACUUUAUCAAUAUGAUAUAGCAGUAGAAGAAUCCGAUGGAAGAUCUCAGAAUUGGAUCGAAUGUGAAAAUCGUUGGCGAUGCACCCAAGUGUUGAAAUCAUUGACAGGAAAUAAUCAAUUAGAACCGAAUGUUUUUGUCUGGUACGAUGAUGAAAAAACUUUAUUUAGUACAUCAGAGAUAUCGACACCAAUGUUGAUACCUGGUCAUAAUCGUCGAUAUCGACUGAAUAUUAAAUCAUUAUCUAAUCAACAGUCAACAAGUGAUAUUAAUGAUUAUAUUAAUGAUCGAACAAAUGUGUUUCCGUACGAUACAGUUCGUAUAAUUGAAGCUCUUUUGAAACGAUCACUUCAAGGUCGAGUUCGAAUUGUUAGAAAUAACAUUUAUUUUCUUGAUGAAGAAUAUAAUCAAAAUGAAGAUGAGUCUAAUGAAUCAUAUGGUUUUAAGCGACGUUAUGGUUUCAAUCAAGAAUUAAAUCGCUCUUCUGCUGGAUUAACAUUAAAUAUCCAAACCAAGUGCACUGUAUUUUAUUCUAAUAUUUCUUUACUUGAAUUUAUUUAUAAACAAAUUCGUUCUGAUCGAAUGCCGACUGAUAAUGAUUAUAGAAAACUUACACGAAUAUUGAAAAAUUGCUCGAUUGUUACAGAUGAACCACACUGGGAAACAAAAUAUCGAUUCGAGAAAUUUGAUUAUCGACGAGUAUAUGAAAUUCAACUUGAAUCAGGUGAAUUAUUGAUUGAUUAUUAUCGCAAUGUGAAAAAUCUGACAUUAAGACAAAUAAAUUAUCCAUGUAUUCAAGUUCAUUCACAAAAUAAUCCGACUACAAUUCAUUAUUUACCAUUGGAAGUUUGUCGAAUUAAAGACUGGCAAAUUUGUCAUGAACCAUCACUUUGUGUUCCAGAAGCUGGAAGAUAUAUUCUAACACCGGAGGAAUGUUAUUAUCAAAUUAUGAGUACACUUUAUGAUUGUGAUUAUAACACCAAUCCACUCUGUCAAGCUGUUGGUUUUCAUGUUGAUAAUGAAGAAAUGUUAGAUUUUGAUGCUCGAAUUUUAGUUCUGCCUACUAUCAAAACAGGCGUGGCUUAUUGGGCUGAACUUGUAGAAGGUGAGAUUCAUCUUGGUGGACGUGUACAUACACAUAAAUUAAUAUCAAAUUUGGCAAUUACAUAUUUUGGUACAAAUUAUAAUCAAAAUAAAGAUAAUAUUCAACGAUUCACAGACAUAUUAGUCGAGGUUAUGGAGAGUUACAAUCUUUAUUAUUCAGGCCAUAAAGAAGACCAUAUAGUACCUAUUGCAGAACAUAUCGAUCAAUAUUUUUGUUCGAUGAGUGAACAGAAAUGCCAAUUUAUUAUUUGUCUCAUGGAUAGAAAAGAUGAAGAUGAACUGACAAAGCUUCGAGUGAAUAUCAAACGAUGUGGUACAUUACUAUACGGUAUCAUGACUCAAUGUGUUAAUUAUUCCGAAAUUCUAUCUGAUGAAAAGUCUGCAAAUGAUUAUUGCAGAAAUUUAAUCCGAAAAAUCAAUUUUAAAAAUGGAGGUAUUAAUAUUAAAUUAGAUUUAAGUGAUGUUUGGAGAAAUAAAAAAUCUCCGAAUGAUUCAUAUAUGUAUUUUGGUGCUGCUCUAACGUCUUCAACAGAUGUUUCUCGUCAAUACUCUACUCUUGCAGCGAUUGUUGGUUCUGGGAAUGAUUCUUGUUCAACUACAGCUGCACGUGUUUGUAAACAAUAUCCAAAGGGAGAUUUUUCUUCGAUAGAAACGAUUGCUGGAAUGACAAAAAUGAUUGAACAAUUAUUGGAUUAUAAUUAUGAAAUCAGAAAUGAAGAUGAACCAUUCACAAAAAUUCGUCAGGUUGAAAUACCAGCUAUUCGUCAAGCGUUUGAUAAAAUAUAUGGUGAUCAAACGAACCAUCCUCUUUUGACGUUUGUUGUUGUCAAAAGACGACAUAACACACGAUUUUUUACCUAUAAACCUAUGGAUAAUCAAUUGGAAAGCGAAUUGAAUAGAAUAUCCGAAGAGACCAAGAAUAUGCCAAUUGGUUGUGUUAUUGAUACAACCAUUGUUCAUCCUGAUCAGCAUAAUUUCUACUUGAAUUCACAUAAUAGUCUUCUAGGUAUGAAUCAUCCACCACUUUAUUAUGUUCUUUUGGAUGAAAUUGGUUGUACACCUGAUGAAUUACAACUAUUAACUUAUCAUCUGUGUUAUACGGAUCCUCGAUCAACAGCUUCGGAAGCAGUUCCAUCCGUUCUUCAUCAAGCAGAUGUUGCUGUGUCCAAUGCUCGAGAUCUUUUUUACAGUGCUCAUGAUUCAUCGAUUAUCGAUAUUGCCGAACGAAGUCGAAUACUACAAAAUUCUACUUCGAAUGAUUGUGAUUAUGAGUUUCUUCAAGUUCAUGAAAAUCUUCGAAAUAAACCUGUGCUCGCAUAG